ACAAAACAAAGAAGUCUAUGCAAUCUAUUUACGAAGACGUGUUUAUCGCAACUGCAAUAACAAGAAAAGCAAAGAUGGUGUACGUUGAGAGAUGUUUAGUGAUGGUUGAAGAUUUAAUGUCUUUGAUACAGGCUCUGUCAUCGGAUGCAAUCGAUAUCGUCACGAAUUUGAUGCAGAGUAUUGCCAGUCUACUUAGUCGCAUAUCAGCAUGUUUGGCCCUCAUAUUAGAUGUCAUACGAAACGCUGCAUACUUGGAAGAUUAUCUAAAAGGAGUUGUUGGUUGUUCCCACACGACUCCGCCAACGCAAGUUCACGCUGAAGAGACUGUCAAAGUUGACGAUGCACAGGAACCGACGCCCCUUGGCAACACGAAUGACAAAUACUCAAAACGAUCGACAGAAGAUGGUGUUGCGAUAAUAUACCCCUCACACAUAGCUAGUCGGUCUAUUGAAAAGGAAACAACCGAUUGUAUUAAAGCAAGAAGCGUCAGCAGAUCACCUAAGAUAAGAAUGGGCACUCGUCCUUUGAGACAAUCCCCGACAGAUGUUGAUUUCUUUGACAUUGAUUCUAAGAUCUAUAAUACCAUGCGACGCCAACGUUUGACCACUAUGCCAAAAAUAAAGCAUGGAAUCUCUGCGUUGAAGCCUCUAACACGUGAUGCCCCGAUGCUCGACAUCCACGACAUCCCCGAUUCAAACGUAUGCUCCGAGUCUACUCCAAGUGAAAUUGUUGACAUGAGCGAUUCCACUAGCAUAACAGAAACAACUCCCCACAGGACAGUUGAGUCAAAGCACGAAGCGAAUAGACAAAAUACAAGGCAACAAUCGCCAAAGAAGUCACUCGCGAAACGGAUAAGGAAGUUCUUGACGCCUAAAAAGUUGAUUACAUUUGGAAGGAACUUGAAAAAUCCCUAUAUCACUUUAGCAAAUAGAUACUGUACAUACAUCUUUUCUUGACAUGUUUUGAUACCAAUUGUUGUUAUAUGUUUUUAUUAUUAUGUUAAAUACUUUGAUUGAUUAAAUGUAUGUAUGUUUGAAUGUAUAACUGCAGUAAUAAAUUGUGAUUGCACGUA
Owenia fusiformis is the source of this 1072-nucleotide messenger RNA. The record is from the annotation of a GenBank genome assembly. NCBI's taxonomy places the organism in Eukaryota, Metazoa, Annelida, Polychaeta, Sabellida, Oweniidae.